Messenger RNA from Myxocyprinus asiaticus (Chinese sucker), 3976 nucleotides. Its product is annotated as transmembrane protein 98-like. Lineage: Eukaryota; Metazoa; Chordata; Actinopteri; Cypriniformes; Catostomidae. The transcript has 7 exons. The coding region runs from base 1318 to 1980 and encodes 220 amino acids. Gene Ontology annotation, cellular component: endoplasmic reticulum. The record is from RefSeq and is a predicted model, not a curated record.
ACUUCCCCAGUGUAUGUGUGAGUGUGUAAUUCAUAACUGCACAGCAUGGAGAGCAGCAUCUGUAUACAGUAUGUGUGUUCUGAUAAAGUAUUUUACUUUUGGGUGACCAAAAGCCUGAUAGCCUUCAAGGACAUAACAUCGAACAAGAUAAAAAUCAGGUCAGUCAAAGUGUGGUUUGAAUGUGCAUGAAGUGUAUGUUUGUAUACAUUUUUAUAGGUAUUAUAAAUCUGUUUCAUUUGUUUUCUUUCUCUCCAGGACGAGGUGACAUAUGCGGCUGUUGUCCAUGUUAAAACAACAGCCACACCAGCUCCAAUACAGUUUGUCACAAGAGAGAAGUCUGAGUAUGCCAGCAUCAAAGGAACUUGAAAAUCAUACAUUUAGUGAUGCAAGCAACAAAGCUAUUGGAUCAUUAGGCUAAUGCUUUUCAUUGGGAUUAUUCUUUGUUUUUUCAAUAGCUGUAACUUCUAACAAAAUAACACAUUUUGCAAGCUAUUUAUUUCCAUGGGUAAAUUUACCAUGUUCAGUUAUGGGUAGGUUAGGGCGAGGUUGGCAAUAAGAGAAUUUGCUGACCCAUAUUUGCUGCAAACUUCAUGCUCAUUUUACUUUUGGGUAAAGCUUCUUCAGCCUUUCUAAAUUUGGAGCCUUCAAGGUGAGCUGUGAAGCCACUGGUCUUUGUUUAGCUGACACUGCUUAUUGCAGCUUAUUGUAUUUGUAAUAUGUAUUGUAACGCUUCUGCUAAGCAUUGACACUUUCCAUUUACAAAUCUAUUUGGAAUGCGCAUCUGCUUUUAUAAAAGUUCUGUCAUUUGUAAAUAUUAAUUUGUUGUCACUGUUUAUUUUUAUCAGCUACUAUAAUCACUGAUUGUGUAGGCUGUUGAUGUGUGUUGAAUGUGGGGCCUCCUGGCAUCUAUCCUCCUUUCAAAUGAUUUGUAUCUGGUCUCAGUGGGUUAAGUAAAAUAUAUGGGCAAGACACACACUUGCUGCAACCGCAAUUUGUAGCCACAUUCAUUUCCCUGUUACCAUAUGUGAAAACGUGUUGAUACCUGGUGGCUCAAAAGUUUAUUGUUCUCGUCUGUCUAGAGAGUGAGCCUCGUCACGAGCGAAGUUCACCGUCCUGCGCUUUUAUCGCUUUCAUGAGUGCUGCGCGCUCCCGCUCCGGAGAUCUCCGUGCCGUCUCCACCCACACGCGCUUUGUUUCGUGGGACAAACGCCAUAAAAUGGAAACCAUACAUGGAUAAAUGUCUAGUUUUAUGACUCCAAACACCAACCACGCAACUCUUUGACAAUCCUCAUCUGUACUGUUCAUCAUCACGUAACCAUGGAGACGGUGGUGAUUGUGGCCAUAGGUGUGCUGGCUACCAUCUUCCUGGCAUCGUUUGUGGCGCUGUUGGUGGUGUGCCGCCAUCGUUACUGCCACCCUUCUGACUUUCUACACCAGUUUGAUUCCAAACCCACAGUAGAUCUGAUCAGUGCAAUGGAGACUCAGAGUGAACCAUCCGAGUUGGAGUUGGAUGAUGUUGUCAUCACGAACCCUCAUAUUGAGGCCAUGCUGGAGAAUGAGGACUGGAUCGAGGAUGCUUCUGGCCUUGUGUCUCACUGCAUUGCUAUUCUAAAGAUAUGCCAUACUCUCACCGAAAAGCUAGUUGCCAUGACAAUGGGUUCUGGAGCAAAGGUCAAAGCGCCUGCCAGCCUGAAUGACAUUAUCACAGUGGCCAAGCGCAUCAGCCCAAGGGUGGAUGAUGUGGUUCGGUCUAUGUAUCCUCCACUGGACCCUGUUCUCCUGGACGCCAGGGCCACUGCAUUACUGUUGUCCGUCAGUCACUUGGUGCUGGUAACACGGAACGCCUGCUACAUGUCUGGCAGUCUGGACUGGAUCGACCAAUCACUGCAUGCAGCCGAGGAUCACAUGGUUGUGCUAAGAGAGGCGGCUUUAGCGUCUGAACCAGAGAGAUGUUUGCUGGAGAGGGAGCAGUCUAUUUGACUCACUCAAUCACAAGACAGACUUUUUAUAUGUAAACACAAACGUAUAUAAGCACCUGUAAAGUAUACGGUAUUAAGUGAUCAAUAACAUAGCAUAUCCCUGAAAUGGGUGCUUUAGUCAAAGAUAGAGGCAUCACCCAAACAUAGGCAUAUGAACAGUAAGUUGUUACUCUCAGUCGAGCCUUUCUUUUGAAUAUUGUUUCUUUCUCUGUCCCUCACAUUACCUCUGUUACAAGUCCAGUGGUUAAAUUGUGCUCAUAGUGUCUGAUAUUUCCUCAUGCUGGAUACAUAUGUAGAUUGUAGCUCCAAAAAUUACCAGAACAAUCAAAUACAUAAAUGUAUACAACAGAUCCAAAAAAAUACUGAUUGAUAUUGGCAAGUUUGAUGGCAUAACAAUUUGUUAUACAUUUUUAAAAGAAGCACACCUCUUUCUAGAUAUAAGUCUACACAUUUUACUUUUAUGUUUUAAAGGGAUGUUGUGGGUUUAAUACAAGUUAAGCUCAAUCUACAGCAUUUGUGACCUUAAGUUGACUACCACAAAAAAAUCUUUUCAACUCCUCCCGUGUUUAUUUAAAAACAAAAUCACGGUUACAGUGAGGCACUUACAAUGGAAUUGCCAGUCCUUAACCGUGAAAAUACUCACCGUUUCAAAAGUAUAGCCAAAAGAAGUAAACGUUAUAUGUGGUAAUAUGAUUUUGAUGUGAAAAAUUGCUUACUAACCUUUUCUGUGUAUAGUUAUAUCCAAUAUUACAACUUUGUUGUCAUUACAACAUAACACGGGUACUUUAAAGUAGUAAACAGUGUUUAGUAUACUAAUUCAAAUGUAUGAUGUUUACGUCUUGUGGCCAUUUGUGGCUAUGUGUAUGUUAAUGUGAGUGGUGGUGGCGUAGUGGACUAAAGCACUGAACUGGUAAGUGGAAGGUUGUUGGUUUAAUCCCCACAGCCACCACCAUUGUGUCCUUGAGCAAGGCACUUAACUCCAGGUUGCUCCAGGGGGAUUGUCCCUGUAAGUUGCUUUGGAUAAAAGCAUCUGCCAAAUGCAUACAUUUAAAUGUAAUGUUCACAUCCGUUGUAAAUGCCUUACUGUAACCAGUGAUUUUUAAUCUUUUUUUAUUCAAAAUUACUUUUGUGGAAUCAACAUUAUGUCAAAAAUGCUGUCGAUUAAGCUUAACUUGUAUUGAACCCCAAACAUUCCUUUAAUACAAUACUUACUAUAUGUUUUGAUAAACUAUGCACAUUUCUUCAUUAUUAGCAUUUUCAGUGAUUUAAAAUGUUACUUGUUCGAUGGCUGAUGUGGGUAGUUUUAAGGCCCAUGUCUUAAAAUUAGGACACUUAAGUUGCAGCAGAAAUUCAAGUUUGUUUCUUUUUUCAGUUCAGUCUCCUUUAAAGAUUUACAGACUGUUUGUAUUUAGUGAAUUUACAAUGUGAAGAGACAUCUUUACACAUACGCCAGUGUAAUCACAUCUUAUGUUUUGAUAGAACUUAUGUGACAGUAUUUUUCCUUUCUUUUUUCAAAUACAAAUGGCUUAUGGUGAAUGGAACUUGCUGGUAAUGAACAUUCAGAUCAUAAUUCAGCAAGAGUGAAAACACACAGUCACAUUCUUUUCUCUAUCUGCCAUCUAGAAGUGACCUGUAAUUUUUCAUCAGAGUCACAUGAAGUCUAAAUCCACACUAAUUCCCUCCCUAACAGUCGCAGUGUUCACAACCCUACUACACUUUUUACUUUUAAAAACCAAACACAUUCACUGCAUCUGUCAUACAGACACAUACAGAGCCCUGUUAUUCAUAGUUUGUGUUUUACAUACAGUUAUCAAUCAGAUACUAUUCAGUUUCAAUGAUAAGAAUAUAUACAGUACAUUUUUUAAAUCUGUGUCAGUAUUUCAUCUUUUCAAUUGCUAUAGUCUUGGUUUUGUGAGCACUCUAGUUACUGAUGUUUCUCUUUUGUUGCUAUUUUUUCUUCUUUGAUUUUCAUCCUGUUUAUGUAUUUGAGACUUGUA